AUGGGGUCCAACCCAGCAGAGUUGUUUUUAGAAGGCAGACACCCCCCAGGCAGCAGACUUGCCAACCAUGAUCCUGGCUACAGACCCAGAAACAGCUUCAUAGCCCCUGUGGACUCACACCUCAGCCCCAUUUGUCCUUGGUUCUAUCACCAGCACCCUACAACAAGAGACCCGCGAGGAGUCAUGCCCACUUGUGCCUCAGACUCAAUCAUCUUUCCAAGGCCUUCUGAACUCCAAGCAGAAAAGCACCACCUGAAGCGUGAGUCAGAGGGAUCUCAGAAUAAGCAGACGUCCACUGCUGCCAAACAGAACAGGUCACAGGAAGCCCACGGCCAGGUAGAGCAACAGGAGAAGGAGCCAGGCCGAACUUGGGAAAGUCGGCUCACCUCUCUCAGCCCCAAUUUCUCAUCAUACCAGAGGCCUUGCAGACGACGACGCCCUGAGCCUCCCGCGCUGCGCACCUUGGUCAACUCCAUCAUGUUCUUUGACAUCGCCAUCCAGGGAGAGUCCUUGGGCUGCAUCUCCUUCGAGCUGUUUGCAGACAAAGUUCUAAAGACAGCAGAAAACUUUCGCGCUCUGAGCACUGGGAAGAAAGGAUAUGGUUACAAAGGUCCCUGCUUUCACAGAAUAAUUCUGGGAUUUAUGUGCCAGGGUGGUGACUUCACCCGCCAUAAUGGCACUGGUGGCAAGUCCAUCUAUGGGGAGAAAUUUCAUGACGAGAAUUUCAUCCUGAAGCAUAUGGGUCCUGGCAUCUUGUCCACGGCAAAUGCUGGCCCCAACACAAGCGGUUCCCAGUUUUUCAUCUGCACUGCCAAGACUGAGUGGUUGGAUGGCAAGCGUGUGGUCUUUGGCAAGGUGAAAGAGGGCAAGAAUAUUGUGGAAGCCAUGUGCUCUGGGUUCAGGAAUGGCAAGACCAGCAAGAAGAUCACCGUUGCUGACUGUGGACAAAUCUUAUAA
Molecule: messenger RNA, 957 nt
Organism: Physeter macrocephalus (sperm whale)
Lineage: Eukaryota; Metazoa; Chordata; Mammalia; Artiodactyla; Physeteridae
Product: peptidyl-prolyl cis-trans isomerase A-like
Exons: 4
Coding region: 1-957 (318 amino acids)
Biological process (GO): protein peptidyl-prolyl isomerization
Cellular component (GO): intracellular membrane-bounded organelle
Molecular function (GO): peptidyl-prolyl cis-trans isomerase activity
Source: RefSeq, a predicted model, not a curated record